GUAUGUACCCCGACGAUACCGUCACUAGCUUACCACGAUAUAAUACGCUGCGAGUUCGAAUAAAAUUUAAUAUACUCGAAGUUUCGAACCCAUGAUUAUAAUCUAUUUUCCCGCUUACCGUUGGCCUUUGUCUCUUUCUUUCGGCUGGCUGGUCACCGGUUGCACGUAUAAUAAUAUAAUACCAACACCUUUCGCUGUAAACAGAAUCAUACCUGCUUAGUGCUUACGUACAAUCUGUAGCAUGGCAUGCAGUAAAAUGCAGUUGAUGCUAAUUUUUAUUUAAACGCGCAAUUUAAGCUGAAACGGUGAAGCAGCUCAUGUUACGUGUAUAUUAACGUAAAUAUUUGGAGAUAUCAAAGGAAGCUCAGUUCUGAGUAUGGGAAAGAUAACAGCAAUUAUUGUGAAUAUGUUUAUUUUCGCGCUGUUUUGGGUGUUACUGAUCAGAAUGUCUGCGUACGGCUCGGAUUAUUAUGACACCGAUGAUUACGAAGACUAUGGCGAUCCUCCAGCAGAUUGGCAGGAUCGAAUCGAUAACAAAACUCUAGUCGAGCGUCUCUCGGAGCGAACUAUUGGCCCUUCCAUGCAAAACGAUAUUAUUUACAACCAUGAGCAGCUUCUGCAGCUGUACGAAGAACCUCCUAUCAGGCCGGCGUACGGAGCCAUGGAGGACAAGUGCUCAGGCUUGCCCUCUAAACGACGUCUCAAAUUCGAAGCAAGCCUGUGGAACAAACAGUCGGGCUUCACCAGCAUACCAUACGUCAUUGACAAGGCAUUUUACGAGCAAGAUGUAUUUCUAAUCAAGGAAGCUAUGGACGAAAUUGAGACAAAAACGGAAAAAUGCAUAAUGUUCAAGGGGUGGACAAACGAGACAAAUGCCAUAAUGUUCAAACCCGGAAAAAACUGCUCUUCCUCGGUGGGCAUGCAGACCACCAUGCAGACGAUCUACCUUGACCAAUCACGAUGCAUGGAAUUCGGCAUCAUUAUACACGAAAUACUCCACGCCCUGGGAUUCUUUCACGAACACUGCCGGCCGGACCGUGAUCAGCACGUGACAAUCUGCAUGGGCAAUGUCGCUAAUGCGGCCGAUCACAGGAAUUUCCACAUCAUCCAUAAUAUGUCAACGUAUGGCGUUCCUUACGAUCUGGAAUCAAUAAUGCAUUACGGAACGUUUGAUUUCACCAGAGAUGCGUCUCUGCAACUGCCGGUCAUUGUUCCCAAGCAGACCGGGAUCCGCUACGCCAUGGGUCAGCGAAAACGACUUAGUGCUCUGGAUGUGGCCAAAUUAUUAGCAGCAUAUCAGUGCUUAAGAUCGGCUCGGGAAGAGGAUGGAAAUGCCGAUGAUCAUGCCACUGGAUUAGAACCGUUGCCUGAAUUUUCUUUGGAACCGAUGGAAAUCGGCCAGUGUCGUACGCAGUUCAACUCAGACUGCAGUGAGUCCGGGAUAACAGUACAUAAUUGUUCAGUUUGGGAAAGUCUGACUAUUUCUUGUCACACUGAUGUGAGCGUCGCCCGGUUGCGAGAAAUGGUGGAUAUCAUGGCGCUGCCACCGCUUCGUGGCAUAAUUAUUAAUCUGGCUGAUAGUGUGAUUGCCGCUAGCACUUUUAGGCCAAUCAGGAAGCAGGUGAUUACAUUCACGAUCUGGUACUGCCAGGCUCCGCGUACGACGGCCAAACUGAAGGAACUGAAAUUUAUUCGCUUGGUGAGCUUUGCGCUAAAGAGAUGUCGAAACCUUGUAGUCAGGAAAAUUGAUUUCAGUCAAACCCGACAGCUACGCAGGAUUACAUUGUAUAAUUCGACCAUUAACGGAUUGGAAAAGGGCACCUUUAUGGAUUUGAUAAGUCUGAAAGUCUUAGCGCUAGACGGCUACGCCCGCGGCUUGACAUCUUUUGACGACGAACUGCAGCACAGCAUGCAGCGUAUUCACUGUUCAUGCACAUUUUCCUGGCUGAGAUCGUGGUGGAGCAUGAGAACACAUUCCAAGCAGAAUAUUAAUCAAGGAGCAUUAUAUUCCGUUCCCUGGCCUAACCAUGCGAUCAAACGGGAGGACAUUUAUUUACCUAUCAACUGCUCCGCAGAACCGUUUCCCGUUAAUCCUCAGUCGAUCAAUUUUACACAGAUGGAAUUCUCCAUCAAUGAACCAGACUGUUAUAACGAGACCGCUAUCAAUGAACCGAUGGCGACCUUAGUUGAAGAUCCGGAAUUCUCGAUGGACCCCAUGCUGACCGAACAAUGUGCACUGCAGUUUAACGACGCUUGUGAACCCCGUUACGUCACCGUGGAGAACUGCACAGUAUACCGGCUCCUGGAAAUCAACUGCAAUCGAUCCGUAACGGCGGAUUUAUUACAGAGUAUGGCUUUUGCCAUGGCACAAACCCCGCGGCGCGGUGUGUACAUCGACGUAUACGACGGUGACUACCUGGAUUACCACAUUUUCCGCCCAGUUCACAUUCAAGUCAUUUUAUUUAAAGUAUGGGAUUGCGUGGCCAGUCGGACGAGUGCCAAGCUCAACGAACUCCGACUAGUCAAUGUGCUGGAUGUCCAGUUUUACCGCUGUAAUGGUAUGGUGCUCAGAAAAGAGGACUUCAAGGCUUCCCAAGCAGUAAAGCUCCUGGCCUUUUGCAAUACCACAAUCCGACAUGUUGAAGAAGGAGCAUUUAGCAGCCUGCAGCGUUUACGCAUACUAUCGCUGGAAGUGGGACUGGCCAGUAUCCAUACACUACCGCGCCGGUUCAGAGACUACGUAGCCAAAUUGCACUGUGACUGUGAGUUCGCUUCGUUCCGCGUAUGGAGAAAAACCGCGCCCUUGCUAACGGAUGCUCGCUUUGGUGAGAUUUAUUCCGUGUUUAACACGCUGGCAAACAGUCCCUUUGAGAAAAAGGAUAUCUUCCUCCCUUUUGACUGCAGCUUGCAAUCAUUCCCGACUACUCCGGCUUCUCUAAAUUUUAGCCAGGAAGAGUUCUCCAUUAACGAGCCCCACUGCGGUACGAAAGUUAACACCGAACCAGUAGUGGAGUUUUCCAGUGAACCCAUGACAUCAGAACAAUGCGGAUUGCAGUUUACUGCUAACUGCGCUGCACUGGGAGUAACCGCGGAUAACUGCACGGCAUGGCGUUCGCUAACCAUUCAGUGCUCCCACUAUACGUCCUCCGAUGAAGUGAGCGCGAUGACGAAAACCAUGGCGAACCCACCGCUGCGACCUAUCAAACUGCAUCUGUACGAUCAGUUGAUUUCAGCUUUGCCCAAUACUUCCCUAAACGACAUUCGACUGCAGAUUGUGAUAGUUAACAUAGAGAACUGCGCCAGUCAGCGUACCAGUGCCAAGUUAGCUGAACUGCAGCUGUAUUCCGUACUGGUAUUCAGGUUGCAAAACUGUACCGAUAUUGUCGUCGAAAAAGCCGAUUUUUCGUCGCUACGAGAGUUACUGAUUAUCGACUUUUCUUCUACCACUAUCGCUACACUGGAGGCCGGAACGUUUUCUGAUUUACCGCAGUUGCGUGUAUUGACGCUCGAGCGAGAAUUAGGUGAAGCGCGUGCAGCCGGUAAUAUUUCACCAGAUCCGACAGAAUAUGCUUUUGAAACCGCUGGAUCCAGGGAUAAGUUCGUCACUUCCAAGGAAACCGAUGGGUGCACGCAGGGGAUAUGGAUUACCCGCAAUCCCUACAUCAUACAGGAUAAUAAUGGUCGAAAAUUUGCCGUCUUUCUGUUGGAUACACAGGGUCUAUUCGAUUUCGAGAACAGUACGGCGCUGGAUUCGGCGUUGUUCCUGCUGACGAGUAUGUUUAGUUCGUUUACGGUGAGUAUAACGGCUACACGGACACAUAAUAUGACGGAACUAGAUAGUGUGUACAAAUAG
This is a messenger RNA of Paramacrobiotus metropolitanus, 3853 nucleotides long. RefSeq lists its product as uncharacterized. The coding region runs from base 377 to 3853 and encodes 1158 amino acids. Lineage: Eukaryota; Metazoa; Tardigrada; Eutardigrada; Parachela; Macrobiotidae. Gene Ontology annotation, biological process: proteolysis. The record is from RefSeq and is a predicted model, not a curated record. Gene Ontology annotation, molecular function: zinc ion binding; GTPase activity; GTP binding. The transcript is spliced from 6 exons.